This is a messenger RNA of Ictalurus punctatus (channel catfish), 6054 nucleotides long. Its product is annotated as death-associated protein kinase 2. Gene Ontology annotation, cellular component: cytoplasm; nucleus. Gene Ontology annotation, molecular function: ATP binding; protein serine/threonine kinase activity. The coding region runs from base 299 to 1384 and encodes 361 amino acids. Gene Ontology annotation, biological process: intracellular signal transduction; protein phosphorylation; positive regulation of apoptotic process. The transcript is spliced from 12 exons. NCBI's taxonomy places the organism in Eukaryota, Metazoa, Chordata, Actinopteri, Siluriformes, Ictaluridae. The record is from RefSeq and is a predicted model, not a curated record.
UUGGGACCGAGCCAGAGAGGGACUUAAGCUCCUCCUGUAAUGGACGUUAGUUAUCUUGAAGUGCGCGAUCGCGCGCAGUCGGUCAGAACGCGCGUGCUCGCUGGCCAGGUCCGGUGCAGAGAGUGAUCAAGUUAAAACCUCGAAUCCAGUGAGAGGGUCUACAUGAGGAACGCAGAGAGGAACACAGAAGCGCCGUCAGGCUCUACAGACUGAACAUUCCAGAGAUCAUAUCAGGAAUAAUGCUGCAGUCGACAUUGUGAUCACUGACUCUACAGAAAAAAGUGGAAGAAGAAGCAUCAUGGCGUGUUUUAAACUGGAGAAUGUUGAGGAUUUAUAUGAAAUCAGGGAGGUACUGGGCAGUGGUCAUUUUGGGCAGGUGCGUGAGGUGUGUGAGCGGGCUACAGGGAUCCUGUGGGCAGGGAAGUUUCUGAAGCUGCGACGUGGUGCAGGGAGCCGCCUGGGCCUGGAGAAAGAGAUCGUGGAGAAAGAGGUGGAGAUCCUGCAGAGCCUCCAACACCCGAACAUCAUGGCCCUCAAGGAUGUGUUCGAAAGCAAGGCAGAGGUGGUCCUCAUCGUAGAGCUUAUUCGAGGCGGUGAGCUGUUUGACUUCAUCGCUGAGAAGGAGAGCCUGACUGAGACGGAUGCGAUUGAGUUCCUGAAGCAUGUUCUAGAGGGAGUGCGCUACAUGCACAGCAAGCACAUCGGCCACUUUGACUUAAAGCCUGAGAACAUCAUGUUGUCAGAUAAGCGGGCCCCCAAUCCUAAUAUUAAAAUCAUUGAUUUUGGCAUGGCCCACUGCUUUCUACAAGGAGAGGAGUAUAGGUGCAUGGGCGGCACCCCUCAGUAUAUUGCACCUGAGAUCAUCAACAACGAAUGUCUGAGCACAGCAGCAGAUAUGUGGAGUAUUGGUGUCAUCACCUACAUUCUGCUGAGCGGUCUUUCUCCGUUCCAAGGUGAGACAAAUGAAGAGACGCUGAGGAAUAUUGUGGAGUUGAAGUACCAGUUCGAACCGCACUACUUCAGCCAAACCAGCUCUAUGGCCAAAGAUUUUAUCCAGAAGCUACUAGUCAAAGAGCAAAGUGAGAGGAUGACUGCCGAGGAAUGUCUGAUUCACCCCUGGAUUAAACCUCUCACUAGGACACAGAUAGCGAAGAGAAAUCGCUCUUCCAUCAACAUGAAGAACUUUAGGAUGUUCAACGCUAAGAGAAAGUGGAAGAUGUCCUAUAACAUGGUGUCAGCCUGCAAUCGCCUGUGCAAGCUCAAGCUGGAUUGUAAGACCAAUGCCUUGGAAAAACAAGACCUGAGAUCUUGUGAGAGCGACCAGGAAGACACUGAGACAAAAACCGCCUCUCUCUUACGUCGCCGACUCAGCAACAGUUCCUAGAGGAGGGACGCGGCAGUGAAAUCAUCUGCAGAGCAUUAAGGAAAGCAGGUGGACGGUUUCUUGGUAAAGACCUAUACCGAGAAACAUAAAGCUUUGCGGGCCAAAGAAAUUUUGCUACUCAUCUUGUACCCGCAAUGUUUCCUACUGCAGCAGGAAACGAUAGUGGGCGAAAUCCACAGCAUUCUGUAAACUAAUAUGCAAGUUUAUUCCCAGACACAUACCUCUAUGAUUGCAUCAUCUAAAUGAUGAUGAUUCAGCUUGAUGUCCUCACAGAGGUUACAGCCCCAAAAAAACUGAGCUGUGCUCCAGAACUUUUAAUACGCCCUUCCAAACCUUCCAUUGCCUGCUUCCCUUGGGAAACAGCAUCUUAAGUGCCAUUACAUGAAGUUCGUUCGAUGACCCCUUGGCGAGAAGUCAAUAUCAUUGUAGACUUUAAGAGUACGUUUUUGUGAACUGAUGCAAUUUUCCGUUUCAAACACAGCAAAUGAUGGUGUUUUUAAACUUUAAACAACAGCACAAAAUAUUUAAUACACCAAAACAUUAAGCAUUUGCUCUUAUGGUUUACACAGACUCCAUGUAAAUAUGCCCAAUUAACAAUAGCACAAUAGUUAGCUAGCCUUUUGUACAUAGCUUAAAGGAAAUAUAUACAUCGACUACAACAAAUUCACUUCCAAUGCAUUGUGGCUGCCAAAACUGGUUGCACUCAUAUCAAACAUUUUGCUCUCACUCCUCUCUCUGGGCUGGAAGUGUCCACUUGUGUGACGUUUCCAAGUCCUGAGUAAAGUCAACAACGGUAUUUUGAGAGCUGAGUCAGAUUUAAUAUGAACAUCCUGGAAUUGUCUAGGUACUGGUAUUUGUGCUAAUGAACCAUCAAGCUGGGAUAUAUCGAAGGGAUUUGGGAACAUUUACUUGAUGAUAAAAUGCCUUCAGGAAUGGGCAGACUCUUAUGUUGUGUGCCUUAACUGACAUAAAAUAUAACCACUGAUUUCUGGCUUGUGAAUCUUUUACUGAUAUCACACCUAAAAUCGUAGACUUGUGCACAUACAUUUAAGGGAUGCGUGUUUGGUACAAAGCCAAGUUCCAGCUGAGGAGUAUCACACUGUGUGUUUAUGCAUUCUUAUCGUGACUGUUAAAUGGGUCAGUUGUGGAAUGCUGUAACUGAUCAUUUUUUGGUGCCAAGACUACUAGGAGUUGGAAAAAGAGUCCAAUGAGAAAGCGAUGUAACUGAGGGUCAUGUUGUACAUUUAAGUAUUGUACGUUAAAUAUUUUUCCUCUCUAUCGCCAUCUCUGUUUGAAACAUAAAAUUGCAAGUUACUUACGGAGUUAUUUUGUACGUGGGUUGUGCUUCGGCAUUGCUCCUCUGAGCGGAUGAAUCCGAUGGUUUGAGUUAUUCGUAUGUGUUGUAUAUUAGCUCCAGUACUUUUCAACGGAGGUGGUGGUGGAUACGGUUUUCUUGGAGUAGAAUUGAGUUCCCCUCUCUCUCUUUGCUAGCAGAAAACAAGUGCAAUUUACCACAUUGACCAUAGCGAAACAAAUAAACAAACAAAAAAAACAUAGGAAACAUGAUACCUAGCCGAUUUCAAGGACUGAGCCACUGAAAUGUCUUACCUCUUCAACAGAAAAGUCUUCAGUCUUCAAUCCCUUCAGAGUUGUCACCACCUCUCCAAAGCCAUGCUGAUAUUUAUUCUCGUUUUAGCACGGGCUUUGUCGCUUUCCCUUUUUGACUGCAGGCUCUCCGCAGUUCAGAUGUUUCUUGAUUUUGACAGCAGCUGAUUCUCCCAGAUGCCGACGGUGAUUGCCGUUUAGAACGAUCCAGAUUAAAAGCAGCUGUCUAGAUCACAUGUUUAAAUUGUUGUAAGAAUAAGCUACAAACACUCCACCAUCCUCAGCCCCCACACACGCGAUAUAGUAGUCGGCUUUUCUUCUUUGUGUUUACGGACGUGACAUAAACACGCAAAGACGAAUGACGUCAAACUGACGUUUCCCGACAAAUACGACCCGACCGCUCAAAUUAUAAAUCAUUAUUUUAAGCUUACCGUUGCAAAUCGGGGUAUGGUAAGGAUACAGUUUUUAACUUUAUUUUUUAAUGUACAGGCUCAAUUAUAGAUUGAUUAUAGAUCAAUUAUCAUUUUCAUCCAAAAAAAGUUAGAUACUGCAGCUUUAAGGCAAGAAUCGAACCUAAAGGAAAUAGCGUGACAUAAAGGAUGCCGUUUCAGAGUAUGACAAACCAAUAUCACUGUUUUCAGUAUAUCACCAACAACAAUGUUACUAUUACACAGAAUAGAUCUGAUUUUUUUUUUGUAUAAUCAAUACAUUGUAUGAUACAGUAUAUACACACCAAGCUCUUUCUUCUACUUGCAUAGAUUCCAGACUACCAGGGAAGUAGUAGAUAUUCCCACGUGCUUGUUUCCUUGUUAAGUUCAAAGAGCAAAGCCACUUUGUGACUUUCCCAUUCUCAGUUUGCUGAGAAGUGGAUUCAGAGACGUUCUGUAUAAUCCUUUAAGCCUUUUGUUUCUUGCUAACUUCAUUAUUGGUAAAUCUGCAUUAUCAAAGGUAUGUGCAUUGAAACAUAUCUUGGAUGAUUAUAAUUCUAGUGUUUGAUUUAGUACUCUUAGAACAGACAUGUGGACUAUUCAUAAAGUAUGUAUAUAUUGUGUAUUGUUGAGCUUUUCUAAAUUCAGACUAGUAUGGCAAACUCCUUGAUUUGCUAGACUCUGCUGGUUAAUCAAAUGGAUCAGUGUCCAAAUUAGUUGGAACUGGAUCAUCUUUGAUAAGCAUUUACAGAACCUUGCCCAAACAGCAGCAUAGUAACGGCAAUAGUAAUGCAUUAAGCAUCCAGGCAAUGUGUAUAUUGAUGCCUAUUCAUUAUCAUUCCUCUGAUGCUGUAUGUUCACAGCAGGGAGUGAAGCAAACAGCAAACACUGUUGCUGGGCCUUCUAGGAAAAUAAAGGUAAGCUCCUUUGCUGCAUGUUUGCAGCAGAAACCAAAAAAGGUUCAGCUACUCAUCAGUGUGCAGGAGCCAAAUGCAAAUGCUAUUACCAACAAGAUGACAGUGUAAUGAACUUGGUACAGCUGCCUUCCAUACAGAGACAGACCCUGAUGUUCUAUCAGUGGCAUUAGGUUCACCAUUGUUUUGAUCAUAAUGGUGAAAAGCUCAGCGAAACAGGUUGGUCCAAAAUACGUAAUUACAUUGAGAUCUGACCCUUUAACGGGACAAAUCAUGCCAGCACAACAGUGUCAACAGACCUGCCAUCCAUCUGUAUAUACUCUUCCAGACAAGGCCUGUGUCCAUGAGUUCUCAAAUGCUGUGUAACCAGCCAAUUGUGUGCUUUGUGGAACGCCAUCAUAGGCCUCUGCUGUCUAAAGACAGGUUAGUAAUUGAGUGCUCUAUCAAGAUCUGUUAUGAACCCUCUUUGUGACCUUGAUACAUUAGUUCUGGUGGGAAGAAGUAGAAUGUGUCAUUUUGUCAAUGUAUAUUUGGUCAAUGUAAAAAUGGUUCAGUGACUAAGUGGAGAAUGUAGCAGUGUCCUUAGCACAGGAUCAUGAUCAUGAACUUUGCGAUUUGUACUCAACAAGGAAAUGAGCACACAGGAAUAUCCACUUGUUCUGAAGGAAACUGCGGUCAUCCACACAGUUGUACAACCACAGUACAGAAUCUUACACCGCGAAGAAGAAGUCAUUUUUCAAAAACUCAACGCAACAUACAAUUAUAGUUUGCCUGAUGUUAGGCUACCAUGUUUUAUUAAUCCUGUGCUGUACUGUAUUUUGCAAUAUUUCAUUUACACAACAUUAAAUGUAGAAUUAGACUUCUUUCUAUAGGUGUACCACACCCAUACUUGGUAUGAAAGUUCACCUUAAUCCUUAGUGAAUUAUGAAACACUAACAUUUUUCAUCACAAAAUUAAUACUGAUGGUCACCAUCAGUAUUAAUAUAUAACAAUGUUGUAUAAGACAUCUUUUCACAGCUGUGAAACAACCAUGUCAUACUGAAAUGCUAUGAAGAAAUUUCAGAUCAGGCACAGUGGGUAAGUCCCAGAGCUAUAAAAUGUAGUUUUUUUAUGGAUGGCCAUGGAUUUACGCACUUAUUAAAUUUAAACUUAAAUGUUUACUGUUUAACAAUCACAAAUGCUAUUACACCAUUGAAUAGAUUUGCUAAAUAGGUGUCUGUAUCACAGGAUGUAAUUUAAUAGAAAAAAAAAGUCUUCCAUUAUAUUCAGGACCGCUUCUACUUAAAAAAAUAUAUGGUUAUUUUUGCACGGUUGUUCAGCAUAUUAUUUUCCUAAUAUAUAUGUUCUGGCUAUAUGAUGGAAUAUGUUAUUGUAAGUCAUCUCACUGGUGUAGGGUUGAAUUCAUGUAAAAUUAUCAUUAUAAAGUACUAUAAAUAUAUUGUCAACAUUUAUUUUUUAAUAAUGCAUGAGUGACACUGGAGCUGUAAUUUAAAGCAGUUAUACUUACCAUUAUUUUCUUUAACAGUAUUGAAUUGUACAAUUUGAGUGUAUUGUGUACUUUUGUUUUUAUAUGCUUAUUUUUAUUUUUAUUCUUAACUUUGUAUCCUUUUGAGGAUGCAAUUACGUGCAUGCGUAUUUUCUUACUGUAAAAUGUUGUACUUAAUGUCAGACUUGUAUCGUUUGACAUUGUGUAAUAUUAAUAAAAUAUUGCCUGUGAUAUCAA